UGAUUAGGGAAUAACCCGAGCGACACGUCGCAAACUCUCCAUAAUCAAGGAGACCUUUUCUCCAGGCGGUGAUCUCCAAAAUUGCUCAGUGAGCACCCCUAAUUAACCUGAUUUUUUGCUGAUAAUCAUUCACAAUGGAAUCAAAUCACAAAUCCAGGGAUGGAUUGACCGGCACACAGAAAGAAGCCGCCCUCCGCGCCUUAAUUCAGCGAACGGGAUAUAAUUUGAUCCAGGAAAAUGGGCAGAGGAAAUAUGGAGGCCCCCCCCCUGGCUGGGACAGCCCCCCACCUGAGAGGGGGUGUGAGAUCUUUAUUGGGAAACUGCCCCGAGACCUCUUUGAAGAUGAACUUAUACCUCUGUGUGAAAAAAUUGGCAAAAUCUAUGAAAUGAGAAUGAUGAUGGACUUUAAUGGCAACAACAGGGGCUAUGCCUUUGUCACCUUCUCCAAUAAACAGGAGGCAAAGAAUGCAAUCAAGCAACUUAAUAAUUAUGAAAUCAGGAAUGGGCGCCUCCUCGGAGUCUGUGCCAGCGUGGACAACUGCCGCCUGUUUGUAGGAGGGAUCCCCAAAACAAAGAAGAGGGAGGAAAUUUUAGCAGAGAUGAAGAAAGUCACGGAUGGGGUUGUGGACAUCAUUGUCUACCCUAGUGCAGCUGAUAAAACCAAAAACAGGGGCUUUGCUUUUGUGGAAUAUGAAAGUCACCGGGCAGCAGCAAUGGCCAGGAGAAAACUGCUCCCAGGAAGGAUCCAGUUGUGGGGACACCCUAUUGCUGUUGACUGGGCAGAACCAGAGGUGGAGGUGGAUGAGGACACGAUGUCAUCCGUGAAGAUUCUCUAUGUGAGGAACCUCAUGCUGUCAACCACAGAAGAGACCAUAGAAAAGGAGUUCAACAACAUCAAACCAGGUGCAGUGGAGAGAGUGAAGAAGAUCAGAGACUAUGCCUUUGUACAUUUCAAUAAACGAGAAGAUGCAGUUGAAGCUAUGAAAGCCUUGAAUGGGAAGGUGCUGGAUGGGUCCCCGAUAGAGGUGACAUUAGCCAAACCCGUCGACAAAGACAGCUACGUCAGAUACACCCGGGGCACAGGAGGCAGAAGCACCAUGCUGCAAGGAGAAUACACCUACGCCUUUGGACAGGUCUAUGAUCCUGCCACAGCCUACCUGGGGGCCCCAGUUUUCUAUGCACCUCAAGCCUACGCGGCCAUCCCCAGCCUCCACUUCCCCGCCACAAAGGGGCUGAGCAACAGGAGCUUCAUCCGGCCUCCAUCCGUCAGAGAAAUUUACAUGAAUGUACCUGUAGGGGCUGCGGGAGUUAGAGGACUGGGAGGUCGUGGCUACCUGGCGUACCCGGGCCUGGGGCACGGAUACCAGCUCAAAGGAGAAAAGAGGGGAGAGGAUAAACUCUAUGACCUCUUGCCAGGAAUGGAGCUCACACCGAUGAACCACGUCACACUAAAGCCUCAAGGGAUCAAACUUGCUCCUCAGAUCUUAGAAGAAAUCUGCCAGAAAAACAACUGGGGACAGCCUGUUUACCAGCUCCAUUCUGCAAUUGGCCAAGACCAAAGGCAGCUCUUCCUCUAUAAAAUCACCAUCCCUGCCCUUGCCAACCAGAACCCCACCAUCCAUCCCUUCACACCACCCAAGCUCAGUGCCUACAUCGAUGAAGCCAAAACCUAUGCUGCUGAAUACACCCUCCAGACACUGGGGAUCCCCACAGAGGGAGCAGAAGUGCCUCCUGCAGCACCAGCUUUUCCAGGAUACACCAUUGCUAAUGCAGCUGCCACUGUCACAGCUGCUCAGCUCAAACAAGCAGUGACAAUGGGACAGGAUCUGGCCACGUACACAGCAUACGAAGCCUACCCGGCUUUUGCAGUUGCUGCACGCAGUGAUGGUUACGGAGCAUUUUAAUCCUGCCUUUAAGUAAGUUCCCUUAAAUCAAGCACAGGCAGGGAAAAAAAAAGAAAACUCAGUCUGGUAAUUCUUACACUUUCAUGAUAAGCUGUCACCUACAGUUAGCUUUUAGUCAGAGUUUCAUUCUUUUAGUUUUUUUAGUUUCACAACAGGAUGUUGGGGAGGGAAAGGAGAAAUAAA
Messenger RNA from Calypte anna (Anna's hummingbird), 2087 nucleotides. RefSeq names its product APOBEC1 complementation factor (gene A1CF). NCBI's taxonomy places the organism in Eukaryota, Metazoa, Chordata, Aves, Apodiformes, Trochilidae. Gene Ontology annotation, molecular function: mRNA binding. Gene Ontology annotation, cellular component: nucleus. The record is from RefSeq and is a predicted model, not a curated record.